This is a messenger RNA of Closterium sp. NIES-67, 705 nucleotides long. The record is from the annotation of a GenBank genome assembly. Lineage: Eukaryota; Viridiplantae; Streptophyta; Zygnematophyceae; Desmidiales; Closteriaceae.
CGGAAUGCUUGGAGAUGCCCCUUCCGCCGAUCGGAAUCUGGAUCUGCACUGUACAGCAGCGCGAUGGAUGGAAGGGGCACACAUCGAAUUGCGCUGCUGUUGGAAGAGACGAGACCAACAGCAGCGCAAUUCGAUGGCGCAAGAUGGGGAGUGACGGCGCGGAUGAAGCGGGCUGCAGGGGUGGUGCGCUGGCAGUGUCCAUUGGCCCUGGCGGAAGCGGAAAGGAACGAGCGCUUUUGCUUUGCGCCACCAGGCGAGGAUAAAAUGCUGCAUGACCACAGCAUAGCCUCGCGGGACCAACUCCCGCGCCAGGAAAGGAACGCCUUGGUGGGGUGGGGCGGGCACUAGGGGGCUGAGUGGAGAGAGGGUACAGCGGGUAUGCCAUUAGGUCCACGACAUUUUACUCCACGUAAUACUCCAAGGUCCGGAAUUCGAUAAGAUCGGCCACGAUGUACUCCGUCUGUACGGUAUACAUCAACUGUUGACUUCGCUAAAAAGGCGCAAUAAAACAUUGUGACCAAGCACGACAGUCGCAUAAUGCCACCGACCAUCGAGUCGCGCCACCCGAAUUGGGUGCGAUCCCAGCAUGCGAGUUUCGCCAACCAACCCGCGAGUGCGAGCUCGGAAAUUUAUCGUGAACUGUGCUUGGAAUUGCCCGGCCAAUCCGCGCUUUCCAGGGCGAUCAGACGUAAUCCCGACGGACCC